Molecule: messenger RNA, 2187 nt
Organism: Sclerotinia sclerotiorum 1980 UF-70
Lineage: Eukaryota; Fungi; Ascomycota; Leotiomycetes; Helotiales; Sclerotiniaceae
Exons: 6
Coding region: 1-2187 (728 amino acids)
Source: RefSeq, a predicted model, not a curated record
AUGCCUUCCCCAAGCAAGACUCUGUCCGUUGUCGUUUCGGUUGCAAGCAGCCUUAGCAGUUUGUCAAGCACAACACAUGGACACCGAUCCACUUCGACAACCGCUGUUACUACAGCUAGCCAUACCGUCGCGGCCUGCGCUGUUGUGAGCAGUCUGUCAUCUGUCGCUAGAGUUGCGUCGCCAUCAGUACCAUUGAAUACAACUGCGGCGCUCCAAUAUGUUAAUGGUCUAGAACCAUACAUAGAAUGGCAGUCUGAUCUUGAGUACCUCAAGGAUCCACCAGCAGAAUACUUCUAUCCUCCGCUUGAUGUAAUGGGCAAACUCGCUUCCGUGAAAUCAAACCUUCAGACGGGUGGUGUAUACGCAAAUGAGUAUGAGUUUCAACAGGAUUUGUAUCAAAUUUUUGCACUGGCACAUGAUGGACACUUUGUGGUCUAUCCUGACCUUCUCUCCUCUGCCUUUGAUUGGCGCCGUCAGAGAUCUUUGGUAUCUAUCAGCAGUGAUGGAGUUGAAAUUCCGAAAAUCUACAUAUAUGAGGACAUUAUUGCUUCGCCUUCAACGGCAUCCGAGGUUACAGAGAUAAACGGAGUUGAUGCGGUGACGUAUGCAGAAGAUUGGAUCUACCAAGCCUCUUUCAAUCAAGACGCGGAUGCUGCAUACAACAGCAUGUUUUUCGAGAAGGCAUAUGUGGCAGCAGGAGUUUCCAAAGGAUACUUCUCAUCUGGCGGUCGUAUCCGAUACAUCUAUCCGGGCUCAAACACCACCUUUGCGUUCGAAAAUGGUACAACUUUGGUUACCGAAAAUUACGCUAAUGUGAAAGGAGACUUUACCGGUGUUACUGAUGGAAAGUCCUUUUACCAAAAGUUCUGCGUUCCAACCACCACCGAGUCCGUCGAAGCAACGGUGGCAGCCCCCGUAGCCGCGAUUGUAACUGCUAGUGGAUAUCCUACCCCUGUUGUUAUCACCAAUGACACUAUUGUCGGAGGAUAUUAUCUCAGUGAGCCGGGUUUCGAGGAUGUUGCAGUUUUGACUCUUUUGGCAUUUGAGUCUGAGUCAGUUGCAGAAUUCCAAGCUGUUAGCCAAACCUUCCUCGCUGGUGCAGUUCGAGAUGGAAAGACCAAAUUGAUCGUUGACUUGCAAGCAAAUGCUGGUGGUUACAUUUUGCAAGGCUAUGAUCAAUUCCGACAACUGUUCCCUAAUAUCGUUCAAGAUGGAAACAGUAGAAUGAGAGAAAGCGAUACAUUUCUAACGAUAUCUAAGAUAUUUUCAGAGGACAUUACUGCAGAUUUUGACCCAAACACGGCAUCGGCGGAUUUGAUACAACAAUACGAGACUUGGUUCAACUACCGCCAUGAUUACAAUACCAGUAAUCAACCCUUCUUGACAUUUGAAGAUAAAUUCGCCCCGCAUGUCUACAGGGAUGAUAACUACACGAACCUCAUGCGCUGGAACCUUAAUGACCCACUCACCACAACCAAUAGCACAUUCGGCUUGGGCAUUGAGGUCUCCGGAUAUGGAUCGUUAAGUAACAUCACCCAACCUUUCGCUGCGGAAGACAUCGUCAUGAUCUACGAUGGUUUCUGUGCCUCAACUUGCACUAUCUUCAGCGAGUUCAUGCGUCUUCAAGCAGGAGUCAAAUCCAUCGCCUUUGGAGGACGACCCAACAGCGACCCCAUUCAAGGUGUCGGUGGUAUCAAAGGAGCACAAGUCACUGAGUUUAGUGACAUCUACUCUUAUGCACAAACGGCACUUUCAUCCUCAAACGCAACACCAGAGGACAUUGCCACUCUCAAUCGUCUCACAAGGUUUCCAAUCGACAGAAGUACAGAUUCAGUAAUCAAUCUGAGAGAUGCCAUUCUCCCUGGAAAUGAGGAGGAUGGAAUCCCCUCUCAAUAUGUACUCGAAGAAGCCGAUUGCAGAUUAUAUUGGACAGCACCCAUGAUUACAAACGUAGAGAAAGUAUGGGAGGCAGCUGCAACGGCGGCUUGGGGCGGUGGUGCUUGUGUUGCCGGUAGUGGUUUGUCGUAUGGAAAGAGAAGUGUGCAGAGUUUGAGCUCGAGCAUCAAGGAUAAGAGACCGGUUGCUAAUCAAAAGAUGGAGAGAAAUACUUUGGUUAUGGAGAGGGAGGAGAAUAUGGAGAGGGAUGCCUUCUGGAGGGCGAGACAUGGUCAGAAGGUUACUUUCUAG